CCGUAAAGCAAGGUCGAGUGUGGGAGAUGGCAGAGGACGGCGGAUAGCUGUGGUGAGAUAUAUACUAUAAACCAAGGCUAAGCGGGUUGGAGAUGCGAGCUACGGUCCGACUGCUUGCAGUGGCCUUCCCUAUGGGUGUGCUGCUGUCCAGAACCAUGGCGUGGAUGUCCAGCGGCAAGACACACGCAGAGCUCGUCAGCAGACUCAGGGAUCAUGGGGUGAUUAAAUCUGAUCGAGUGUUUGAUGCCAUGGUGGCUACUGACAGAGGCAUUUACUCGAGGGACAGCCCCUACCAGGACUCCCCACAGUCCAUAGGCUACCAGGCCACCAUCAGUGCUCCACACAUGCAUGCCCAUGCCCUGGAGGUGCUGAGGGACAAGCUGACAGAGGGGGCCUCAGCGCUGGAUGUGGGCUCAGGGAGUGGCUAUCUCACUGCCUGCUUUGCCAGGAUGGUGGGCCCCACUGGGAGAGUGGUGGGUAUUGAGCACAUAGAGGAGCUGGUGGAGGACUCCAUCCGAAACGUCCGCGCUGACGAUCCUGACCUGCUCACAUCAGGACGGAUCAAACUAGUUGUUGGUGACGGGCGGCUGGGUUUCCCAGAAGGAGCCCCAUACGAUGCCAUCCAUGUCGGAGCAGCAGCUCCUACCCUCCCCAAAGCUCUCCUGGCCCAGCUGAAGCCAGGUGGUAGGCUGGUUCUCCCUGUCGGCCCAGAAGGGAGCACUCAGGUUCUGGAGCAGUACGACCGGCAGAGUGAUGGCACCUUCUCCAGGAAGGCCCUCAUGGGUGUCGUCUACGUCCCCCUCACCGACAGGCAGCGCCAGUGGCCCAGAGGUGAGCUCUGACUGCAGUGUCAUUGCCCCUGCAGGAGGUGGCGCUGCUGCUGCAGCUCCUGAAUCCACAAAGCAUGGAGAAAGCACCUCCUCAGCGUAUGCAGCUCUGCCCUGCAGCUCACUUCAGGAGAACGCCAUUUGCACUGCAGAAAUGAACAGAUUAAUCGUGGGGAGUGAUUGGGUUGAAUUAUUUUACCAUUCAAGUAUUUUCUCAUUUUUAUUUAUUGAGUUGGUGCCACAGUCCUACAAUGUGUUGUAUUGAAGACACUGACAUCUGAUGCUUUGUUUAAUUAAGGGAAAAAAUAAUAAUCUGUGAAUUUUUCAGUUUAUUUUGAAAAUGGGACAAUGGAAGAAAUGAUACUGAUACUGCAGGUAUCUAUUUUUGAAAACAAGAUCAAAAUGUUUUCUACAUUAUUAGCUAAUCCACAGU
Messenger RNA from Megalops cyprinoides (Indo-Pacific tarpon), 1260 nucleotides. RefSeq names its product l-isoaspartyl protein carboxyl methyltransferase, like (gene pcmtl). The transcript is spliced from 9 exons. Gene Ontology annotation, molecular function: protein-L-isoaspartate (D-aspartate) O-methyltransferase activity. Gene Ontology annotation, cellular component: cytoplasm. Gene Ontology annotation, biological process: protein modification process. The record is from RefSeq and is a predicted model, not a curated record. Bases 93 to 842 code for a protein of 249 amino acids. NCBI's taxonomy places the organism in Eukaryota, Metazoa, Chordata, Actinopteri, Elopiformes, Megalopidae.